Rhododendron vialii is the source of this 1761-nucleotide messenger RNA. Its product is annotated as calcium uniporter protein 5, mitochondrial-like. The transcript has 2 exons. Gene Ontology annotation, biological process: mitochondrial calcium ion homeostasis; calcium import into the mitochondrion. Gene Ontology annotation, cellular component: mitochondrial inner membrane; uniplex complex. Gene Ontology annotation, molecular function: uniporter activity; calcium channel activity. The record is from RefSeq and is a predicted model, not a curated record. NCBI's taxonomy places the organism in Eukaryota, Viridiplantae, Streptophyta, Magnoliopsida, Ericales, Ericaceae. Bases 382 to 1290 code for a protein of 302 amino acids.
AUCUUCAGGCAGGGCCCGUUUCCGUGGUAUUCUCACAGAAUGGUGACGGUUGGCGGCCCAUUACGCGGUCUAUUUUGUGGAAACCCCGUGUGUCCGUUUAAACAGUACUAGUAGUACAUAAACAAUGGCAGCAAUAGCCCUUUUUGUUGUUCUUGGUCCGCCCUGUUUUUUCGCCCCACCCCAUAACUCUCUCUCUCUCCCCAACCCCAUAACUCUCUCUCUCUCUCUCUAUCUCUCUCUCCAACGGAAACGAGAUCUGAGGCGCUCAAAGACAGUUAAUGGCUAGGUUAUGGUCCUAAACAUAGAGGGAGAAAACGCAUUCUAACACACAAAUACAUACACACACAAAACAUAGAUACGGGAGUUGGUGGAGUUGCAACGAUGUGGAGAUCAUCGUGUAGUAUUUUGUUGAAGCAGAGCAUGGCCGCUGCGGUCCGUUACAGGCCGAAGCCGCCGUUAGGGUUCAGGACUCCGUUCGGAGCCUGUGGUUGCCUUUCCGCCGCCAAAUCGGCGGCGCCAUUCUCGUCCGGCGGUGGAGGAGGCGGAGGCGGAGGGGGAGGAGGAGAGGAGGGGAUAUCGUACGGGGAGGCGAAGAAGCUGAUGAGACUGGUGAAUGUGGAGGCGUUGAAGAUGAAGUUGUUGGGGACGGAGGGGAAGGAGGUGAUUUGCUAUUCGGAGCUUCUGGAGGCGUGCGAGAGCUUGGGGGUUGCGAAAUCGAGGGACGAGGCGGUGGCGUUUGCGAGGAUUCUGGAUGAGGCUGGGGUUGUGCUUUUGUUCAGAGAUAAGGUCUAUCUUCAUCCCGAUAAGGUGGUGGAUCUGGUUAGAAGAGCAGUGCCCCUUGCUCUCACACCUGAUGAUGACCCCAUGAGGGACGAGCUGCGGCAGCUUCAGGAGAGUAAAGAAAAAAUUGACAUGCUGGCACAUAAGCAGGUCAGACGUAUCCUGUGGUCAGGGCUAGGGUUAGCCAUCGUACAGGUUGGCCUCUUCUUCCGCCUGACAUUUUGGGAAUUCUCGUGGGAUAUUAUGGAGCCUAUUGCAUUUUUCACCACCACCACCGGCAUAGUCAUAGGUUAUGCCUAUUUCAUGUUUACGUCAAGAGACCCUACUUACCAAGACUUCAUGAAGAGGCUUUUUCUGUCUCGUCAGAGGAAGCUCAUCAAGAGGCAGAAUUUUGAUGUCAACAGGUUCAUUGAGUUACGGAAGAAGUGCAAGUGUCCCCUAGAUCAUCACACUGCCUUUGUGAAACAAAGGAUAGGGGUGGAAUUGGAUCCGGAAGAUGCGUUACAUUAGGUUUUGGAACGAAAGUUCUUGUUUUUUGACAUUUUCGUUAAGGCUGUACUUGGAUCAAGUAUUUAGAAGAGGGAAAGGAAAAGUUGCAGAUCUAACCUUUGUGAGCUGUUAGAUCUUAAACUUUUCUGUCUCACUUGUCUUUUCCUUUUCCAAAUCAUUGAUCCAAAUAUAACCUAAGUUUUACCGUAUAGUCAUCAUCACCCAACCCCCCUCCUAUUAUCUGAGGGGGCCAAAUAUAUGUUUCGGACCAUCCACUGGCAUCCUAACACCGCGUUUCAAACUUCCAUCCAUGAACUAUACUUUACUGAACUGGGAGAUGGGCCAGUAUUCAUAGGUUAAAAUUUUACUCUGACCGAGAUAUGACAAUCUUACUUGAUCCGUGAAAUGUGUUCAAUUGAGUACAGACUCUCAUGAAAUGUUAAACUGGGAACUAUAUGCGAUUUGGCAAUGGGAAACUCUGUUACUGAGUAA